AUGGUUGUUCAUAUUCUCGGUAAGGCCGUUAAGGGCAAAGCGAGGGUUGCAUACGGCCUAGCAGCAACGUUUUAUGGAAUUGGAUUUAACACAGCAACAAGAAUAUGCUCUAAAUUGGGGUUUUACCCGGAAAUGAGGGUGCAUCAGUUAACUGAGCAACAAGUGAUGUCUAUAACAAAAGAGCUUUCAGAUAUGACAAUAGAAUCGAAGCUUUUAUCACAAAUAAGAUCGAAUAUUCAACUUAAAAAGGAUACUGGCUCCUAUGCUGGUCUACGUCACGCCAUGGGUCUCCCUGUUAGAGGUCAGAAAACAAGAAAUAAUGCAAAGACUGCAAGAAAGCUCAAUCGUUUGGACAGAAAGCGUUGA
Brettanomyces bruxellensis is the source of this 366-nucleotide messenger RNA. RefSeq names its product 37S ribosomal protein subunit sws2, mitochondrial (gene SWS2). Gene Ontology annotation, cellular component: small ribosomal subunit; mitochondrion; ribosome. Gene Ontology annotation, molecular function: structural constituent of ribosome; RNA binding. The coding region runs from base 1 to 366 and encodes 121 amino acids. Lineage: Eukaryota; Fungi; Ascomycota; Pichiomycetes; Pichiales; Pichiaceae. Gene Ontology annotation, biological process: translation. The record is from RefSeq and is a predicted model, not a curated record. The transcript is spliced from 2 exons.